Messenger RNA from Suillus subalutaceus, 630 nucleotides. RefSeq lists its product as uncharacterized. The record is from RefSeq and is a predicted model, not a curated record. Lineage: Eukaryota; Fungi; Basidiomycota; Agaricomycetes; Boletales; Suillaceae. The coding region runs from base 1 to 630 and encodes 209 amino acids. The transcript has 2 exons.
AUGCGCCGUGCAGACCAAGUGUCAGCCUCCAGCCGGGGGCUUGGGAAACAUUUCAUCAGUCCCCGCAAGUCUCGAGACAAAAGAAAAACUCAAACAUUCGUCAAUAUCCCUGGUGCGGAUAUCAAACGUUGCGAGCUUGCCCUAUGUAUGGAAGCACUCGUCAAUGCAAGCUCAACAGAGCCAACUGCUGCCCCUGCACUCAAUUUGACCAGUUCUAAUGUUGACAUGACUAUAGACAGAUCGAACGAUGGCGAUGAAUGGGUGUAUGAAUCGGAUCAUGAUAAACCUGAACUUCAACAUCAGCCCUUUCUGAAUCAGUCCGACAAGAUGCAACCAAUUGAGUCCCAAUGUCGUAUCCUCUCUGACAAGACAUCACAAAAGCUCUAUGGAAAUUGGACGGGAGUUAUCCCCACCUUAAUCGAACCUUUCUUGACUUAUCUCGCAAGAACGUUCGGACAGCCACUCGAGAAGUCUCAUUCCAUCAUAUCCGCAUGCAUUACUAGUUCAUGUGCUCAAAAGCGCACAACAGUUGUUUGCCUCUUCUUUGACCGAUUUGUCUCGACCGAUGUCCUGAGCUGCAAUUGCUUCACCCUCUCACAAGUUCUUAUAUGCCAUGGUUCAUCGGCCUAG